Myripristis murdjan (pinecone soldierfish) is the source of this 2139-nucleotide messenger RNA. RefSeq names its product orthodenticle homeobox 2b (gene otx2b). Bases 334 to 1206 code for a protein of 290 amino acids. NCBI's taxonomy places the organism in Eukaryota, Metazoa, Chordata, Actinopteri, Holocentriformes, Holocentridae. Gene Ontology annotation, molecular function: RNA polymerase II cis-regulatory region sequence-specific DNA binding; DNA-binding transcription factor activity, RNA polymerase II-specific. The transcript is spliced from 4 exons. Gene Ontology annotation, cellular component: nucleus. The record is from RefSeq and is a predicted model, not a curated record. Gene Ontology annotation, biological process: multicellular organism development; regulation of transcription by RNA polymerase II.
UCCGUCACUCUGACGCCGCCGCACCGCUCCAAACCUCGAUGCAAGCGCUCCACUGUCAACUUUUAUCGCUAUUUUUAUUCUGCUAUUGAAGAGGCUUUCCUGCUUUUUUUGUUGGCUUUUGUUUUGCCUUUUUUGCGCCAUCGGACAUCGUAGCCCUGCUGAGUUUUAUUUCUCACGGAGGAAACGAACAAGACAAAGAACUUUCCACUCGUCGAUAUCAGAGUAUCCGGUUAAACACGGACACCACGACGAAUAUAGGACACCAAGUACAUCUGUGGAACUCCAUCAAAUUUCAAAAUUUUCUCCAACUUCAGCCCCCAGACAAAUAUUAGCAUGAUGUCGUAUCUCAAGCAACCACCUUACACAGUCAAUGGACUGAGCUUAACUACUUCCGGAAUGGACCUUUUGCAUCCAUCGGUGGGCUAUCCAGCGACGCCGCGCAAGCAAAGGCGAGAAAGGACUACUUUUACGCGCGCCCAGCUCGACGUUUUGGAGGCGUUGUUCGCCAAAACUCGGUAUCCGGACAUAUUCAUGCGCGAAGAGGUGGCGCUGAAAAUCAACCUCCCUGAGUCCCGUGUACAGGUCUGGUUUAAGAACCGAAGGGCAAAGUGUCGCCAGCAGCAGCAGCAGCAGCAGAACGGGGGCCAGAAUAAGGUGCGACCUGCCAAAAAGAAAAGUUCCCCGACCAGAGAAGUGAGCUCAGAAAGCGGGGCCAGUGGCCAGUUCACACCCCCCACCAGCACCACCACAGUCCCCGCCAUCUCAACUAGUACCGCCCCGGUGUCCAUCUGGAGCCCCGCGUCCAUCUCUCCGCUCUCAGACCCUCUCUCUACCUCUUCCUCCUGCAUGCAGAGGUCCUAUCCCAUGACCUACACCCAAGCCUCGGGGUACAGCCAGGGCUACGCCGGCUCGACGUCCUACUUUAGCGGUAUGGACUGCGGGUCUUACCUCACUCCCAUGCACCACCAGUUGUCAGGCCCCGGCUCGACUCUCAGUCCGAUGAGCACAAACGCGGUCACAAGCCAUCUGAACCAGUCCCCGGCGUCCCUGUCCACCCAGGGCUACGGGACGUCCGGCCUGGGCUUCAACUCCACAGCAGACUGCUUGGAUUAUAAGGACCAAGCGGCUUCGUGGAAGCUGAACUUCAAUGCCGAUUGCUUGGAUUAUAAGGAUCAAACUUCCUCGUGGAAAUUCCAGGUCCUGUGAACAGAGCGAGCAUCUGUCAAAAGUGCACAAACAGUGACGAUACAUCAAACACAGCGCUGCCAUCCCUCAAUAAAAAUACAUGCGUAAAAGACUGGUUAAUGUGUGCCGUCGUCGGCGAGGCAGGGCUCUCAGUGGCCUCGACUUUUUUGGCAUGAUGGUGUUUGGUCCCCCUAGAGGAGAGGUUUAAUUUAUUUUAGCACUGGCAAAGAGAUUUUUCCGUUUCAUUCACAGGUUGUAGCCCCUCAUCUAUGUCUGUCAGUGUGUGCCUCUAUGCGUAAACACCUGUUGGUUAAUCUGAGGACACCUCAGAGCGGACUCUUAAUGAAAAGUAGAUCAAAGCCACGGAACUAAUGUUUAUCCAAGAACAAAACUGCUAGAGAAGCCAAUCUUUUGGUUAAGUGCUUGGGAUGGACAGACCUCCUUUAAGCUUCUUACACAACUUUGCCGACCUGCUGGCAGAGAGACACGUGAUGAGGAUGGUGUGUGGACAUGGAUGCACUACUUUAUUUAAGAAAAAGUGUUUAUAAGGAAUCAAUAUGUAGUUUCUAAGAGACAAUCAGUGUGUGUCUUAUAUAAAUGGUACAUAUGUGUUUUUUAUCUGUGCUAGCCUUCGAAACUGUGAUCUGUUGUAUUGUAUGCAAUUUGUGAGCCCCCCUCGCAUCAGACUCUCUGCUGUGAUUUUAAUAGAUUUCUAACUUUUUUGAACAACAAAAGAUGCUAAUGGUAAAAAUGAUUAGCAUUACAAAGAGAGACAAGACGUUCCAAGCACAUGGUAGUUAUAAUCAAGGGUUAGCCAUACUGGAAAAGACUCUCGGCUGCUGAGAGCUCCACACUUGCUCCCCUCCAUUGAUCUCAACACACGGUGAUUAUGGAUCCUCUCUGGCUCCAAAGAUGGUGUGACCCCACCGCUGAAAAGACAUGAAUAAAGGUCCU